This is a messenger RNA of Colias croceus (clouded yellow), 4054 nucleotides long. RefSeq names its product probable multidrug resistance-associated protein lethal(2)03659. Gene Ontology annotation, cellular component: membrane. NCBI's taxonomy places the organism in Eukaryota, Metazoa, Arthropoda, Insecta, Lepidoptera, Pieridae. Bases 23 to 4054 code for a protein of 1343 amino acids. Gene Ontology annotation, molecular function: ATP binding; ATP hydrolysis activity; ABC-type transporter activity. The record is from RefSeq and is a predicted model, not a curated record. Gene Ontology annotation, biological process: transmembrane transport. The transcript has 30 exons.
AUUUAUAUAAAUUAAAAUAAAAAUGGAUGCCGGCCGCUUCAACACAGAACGUCAGCAGAAUCCGCGGGAGAAAGCUAGUUUGCUGUCUAAAAUAUGUUUCUGGUACACUCGACACAUAUUUCUAUUAGGAAGAAAACGCCAAUUGACUAUAGAUGAUUUAUACAGAUGUUCCCCGCACCAUAGAGCUGCGUUGAAUGGAGAAAAAUUAGGGGCAAAAUGGAAAGACGAGUUAGAUGAACAGAUGCGAGGCGGAAAUCCUUCUUUACUAAGAGCAAUAGCAAGGAUUUACGGACCAAAGUUCUUCCUUUUUAAUAUAACGUUUGCGAUAAUAGAUUCUUGUAUAAGAAUAACAAUACCAAUGUGUUUAGAAGCUGUUAUAAACUAUUUCUCCCCCUCCCACUCCGGGAUGUCAGAUAAUGAAGCGUAUAUGUAUGCGGCUGGUAUUGUGGGCCUAAUGCUUCUGAGUGCUGUUGUGACACACUCCAUGCUACUUUUUCAAUUUGAAAGUAGCAUGCUACUUAUGAGAUCUUGUUCGUCAUUGAUAUACAGAAAGCUUCAUCACCUAAAUCUAACAGCUGGAAAAGCAUCAGAGGGUCUUACAGGAUAUAUAGUUAACUUACUUACAAUAGACGUUGAAAGAUUUGAAAUAGCGGCCAUAUAUUUAAUAGAUUUAAUUAGAAUACCUAUUGAGAGCUCUGUAAUAAUAUAUUUAAUGUACCGCCAUGUUGGAUAUUCGGCAUUACUCGGUGUUGGAUUUCUGCUGCUUUUUAUACCGUUUCUUAGUUAUUUGGGUAAAUUGGCAAGCAAAUUAACAGAAAAGGUGACAAUUAGAACUGACAAUAGAAUUCGACUCAUGAACGAAGUUAUACAAAGUAUUGAAGUUAUUAAAAUGUACACUUGGGAGAAAGCCUUUGCAAAUAUCAUUGGAACUGCAAGAAGAAAAGAACUAAACAUGAUUAAGAAAAUAACAUGGAUAUACGCCAUGAUGUUUUCCUGUGCCAAACUAAACACGCAAAUAGCGCUCCUCAUAACCAUCCUGUCAUACAUAGCAUUCGGUAACUCGAUAACGGCUGCGCAGAUUUUCGUGAUAAUCUCCUAUUAUGAGAGUCUAAGGAUGUACACGGUUGAGGCUUUUCCGUUGUCUAUAACUAUGACUUUGGAAGCUUAUGUCAGUGUUAAGAGGAUUCAGGAAUUUUUAAUGUUACCUGAAGUGAAGUCUAAGCGAGGGAAUGGAUACACUAAAACUAUUUCAAAUAAAAUGGAAGACCUAGUACAGUUCAAGAAUUUCACAACACACUGGAUAAAACCAGAAAUAUCUGGUAGUAAGAAAGCAGCGUUGUCUCAAAUCAAUUUGACGAUAAAAUCUCAAACUCUGACUACUAUUAUAGGCACAGUCGGAUCAGGAAAGACAACAUUACUACUAGCCAUGUUAGAAGAACUACCACCAAGUGAUGGUAGUUUGGAAAUUAAUUGUAGUAUGUCCUAUGCUUCACAGGAAUCUUGGCUUUUUGACGCAUCUGUACGUCAAAACAUAAUAUUCGGGCAAGAGUUCGACAAGGAGAGAUACUAUAAAGUGAUCAAGUGUUGUCAAUUGGAAGCUGACCUAAGUGGUUUCUUGCAUGGAGACCAAUCUCUUGUGGGAGAAAAAGGAGUAACAUUAUCUGGAGGUCAGCGAGCUAGGAUAUCUUUAGCUCGAUGUGUUUAUCAAAAGGUUGAUUUAUAUCUAUUAGAUGAUCCGUUGGCAGCUGUGGAUGCUAAGGUAUCCCAAGCAAUAUACAAGCAAUGCAUCCAGGAGUUUCUCGCAAACAGCACAGUGGUACUCGUCACACAUCACUUACAUUACGCGAAGCAUGCUGAUAAUGUGUGUGUGAUGAAGGAGGGAAAGAUUGUAGCUCAAGGCACAUACCAAGAACUACGGAACCAAGUGUCUGAGUUUGAAGAAUUUGAAUCGGGAGAUCAUACAGAAAAUGCCACUCAAGAUGUUAUGCUUAAACACAACACACCGAACGUUAUUCAAGAGAAAUUAAAGAGACAGAAAUCAUUAUCUGAAUCAAUUCAUAAUGUAGAUGAAAAUAUAUCGGGACCUGAACAUCAAGAUGAAGACCAAUCAGAAGGCGCGGUAUCAAGUAGUGUGUAUAUAUCUUACAUCCGAUGUGGGGGCGGCAAAAUUGCUAUACUAUUAUUGAUGUUACUCUUCAUGACUGGACAAGCGUUUUAUUCGUCAACUAAUUUGUGGCUUACUGAGUGGGUAAAUGUUGAAGAAACCAAUAGUGCUACAAAUGUAAUAAAUUCUACUUCUAUCGCUAAUAAAACAUCGAUAAAUAAUAAUACAGUUGCAUAUGAAGAGUUACAAACGAACAGACUGCACUUAGUCAGAGAGGAAUACGUCUAUAUAUACGUAUCUCUAAUUGUUGUGUGUCUGUUUGUCACAUGGACGAAAUUAUUGUAUUUCUAUAAAACUUGCCUUCGAGCGUCUGUUAAGUUGCAUGAAAAUAUGUUUGAGGGUGUGUCAAACGCACCAAUGUGGUUUUUUAAUCACAAUCCUUCUGGAAGGAUCUUGAAUAGAUUCUCAAAUGAUAUGAACCAAGUGGAUACCAUGUUACCUUGGACUUUGUCGGAAUGUUUAUCUUUCUUCCUGGAAGUGGUAGCGGUACUAAUAAUAGUGUGUUUGGUGAACUGGUGGCUAGUGUUGCCCACAUUAGUGGUGGGUUCAGUGCUGUGGGUUCUGAGGGCAUUGUUCCUCACCACGAGUAGAGAGGUGAAGAGGGUUCAGGCUAUUUCUGUAAGCCUAACCCUAAACCACGCGACCUCCACGGUAUCCGGGUUAACAACAAUCCGAUCCACAACAACAGCACCAACUCUGGUACGUGAGUUCGAUUCCCUGCAAGAUCUGAGGACAUCAGCGCAGACUAUAGAACUCACUACAGAUAGAGCGUUCGGUUUUUGGAUGGAUAUCGUUUGUUGUUUAUAUUUGGGAUGUAUUACGUUUAGUUUCUUUGUUUUUGGAGAUACAAUGGGUGGUAACGUAGGUCUUGCUAUCACACAAGCACUAAGUUUGGUCGGCAUGUGUCAGAUUGGUAUGCGACAAACUGCUGAAGUGGAGAAUCAUAUGACUUCUGUCGAAAGGCUUCAAGAAUAUGCAGGUUUACCACCCGAAGAGCCUAUGGAGCCAGAUACAAAGGCUUUAAGGCAAUAUCCAAGUUUUGAUUUUAAAACGUGGCCUGAAAAAGGUGAAAUAUCAUUCAAAGAUGUAUAUCUAUACUACGAUAAACCACCAAACAAAGACAAACAAACAGACACAACUCCAGCAUUACGUGGAGUUUCGUUUACAAUAGACGCGGGGGAAAAAGUCGCGGUUGUUGGUAGAACUGGGGCGGGAAAGAGUUCCUUGAUUUCAGCUUUAUUUGGGUUACACCGCACAACGGGUACAAUCACGUUAGACGGUGUGUGCGUUACUACAGCCGGGUUGCGCUUACGUCGCUCCCGCUUGUGUGCGUUACCGCAGCGAGCCGCGCUGUUUGCGGCCAGUUUGCGGGAUAAUAUGGACCCCGCGGGACAGAGGGUUGAUGCUGAUAUUAACACUGCGUUGAGUGAGGUGGAACUUGACACCCUUAUUUCUAACCUCCCUGGUGGUUUAAACUCCCGGUUAGGGGAUGGGGGUGGAAACUUAUCUAGCGGUCAGAGACAGUUACUAUGUCUAGCUAGGGCUGUGCUUGCGAAGCGAAAUGUGCUUGUGUUGGACGAAGCUACAGCUAAUGUUGAUACGGAGACAGACAGACAGAUACAAAAAACAAUAAGGAAUAAAUUUGCGAACUCAACAGUGCUAACGAUAGCGCAUAGACUGAACACUGUCAUGGAUUAUGAUAGAGUUUUGGUAAUGGACAAAGGUCGUAUAGUAGAAUCCGGACAUCCAUACGAACUUUUGGACACAUCCAAACAUCCAAAUGGAUUGUUUAAGAAUAUGGUAGAACAGACGGGACCAGAAUCUAGCGGAGUGUUGCAUAGAAUGGUGGAAGAGAGCUACCAAAAAUUGCAAACUAAGAAGAAUGUUUAG